Theileria parva strain Muguga is the source of this 1951-nucleotide messenger RNA. It is a transcript of the gene PHO85, whose product is annotated as Protein kinase domain protein. Gene Ontology annotation, molecular function: ATP binding; cyclin-dependent protein serine/threonine kinase activity. Gene Ontology annotation, biological process: protein phosphorylation. NCBI's taxonomy places the organism in Eukaryota, Apicomplexa, Aconoidasida, Piroplasmida, Theileriidae. The record is from RefSeq and is a predicted model, not a curated record. Bases 305 to 1951 code for a protein of 548 amino acids. The transcript is spliced from 7 exons. Gene Ontology annotation, cellular component: nucleus; cytoplasm.
AAUAAGGUUAAUAAAUUCAAUAAAAUAAGUUGAAUAUUAGGAUAGAUUAGGAAGUCUGAUAGUGCUAUUAGAGUGUUAGAUUUAAAAAUGUGAAUUUUGAUCAAUUAGUGAAUCAUAACACUGAUGUUAUUUUGUUGUGUAAUACUGACUCAAGUAGACUAAAAGUCUAAGAAUCCUACAUAUUCAUGGGGAAUGAAUACCUACACACUAAAUGAAGGCAUAAAGUUUUAUUUUAUUUAAUCAUCGAAUCAGUCGAUGAUUUAAUUAACUAAUCACAAAAUGUAUUAUAAUUAGGGUAGAGACAAUGGCGAAAGGCAACAACUGCCGGUACUCAGAUUUUAAAUGUGAUUUGUCCGGUGAAACAGUGUCAUUUCCCAAAAUAAAACAAACUGUCAGAAUAGGAGAAAAACUAGGCUGCGGUGCAUACGGAGACGUUUUUAGAGGCUAUAUUCUCUCUGAUGACGGGGAUUCCACCACUAAAAGGAUGACUUUUAUCGAAAAUAUAAAGUCACCAAGAGAAAGCUUAUUUAAUGACAAAGAUACACAUCCGCAAAAUUCUUUAAUGAACUUGAGGCAUAUCGAAACAGUGACAAUAAACAGUAACCCUGACCCUGAUGCGUCCUUGGAUAACCCCUACAAUACAGCGCGAACGGUAGAGCCACUUGAAACCAAACAUGACACACCAACUGCUGACUAUGCAAUAAAAUACUUCAAAGACGAUAGCAUUCAACUUCUGGACGAAGGAUUCACCUCAGGAACAAUUAGAGAACUUAGUAUAAUGAAAAGUGUUUCCGGGCACCCAAACAUAGUAAAAUUGGUGGAUAUUUUCGUCGGUGAACACGAGGGAAUAACUAAUAAAUUGAAUAGUCAAAUAAGUGAUUUAAUUAAAAGUGACUCCAGGAUAUCGCCUAAAGAGUUUGCGUUCUACCCGUUUAAAAACACCCAGAUAUAUGUUUUGGGACUUUAUGAGUUCUGUAGAGGAGGAGAUUUGGGUAGAGGAAUAUUUAGAAAAUUUACAAAGUCAUCUGAAGGCUUCUCUAUCCCAGAAGUUAAGUGGUUAUCAUUCCAGCUCCUUAACGGAUUAGCAUACUUACAUAACUUGAAGAUUGAACACCGGGAUUUGAAGCCAAAUAACAUUAUGCUGGAUAGAGAUGGACCUUUUCCAGUACUAAAGAUCGGAGAUUGGGGACUUGGAAGGGAGUUUAGGUCGUUACACGGGACAAUAACACCGACUGCCUGCACAAUGUUUUACAGACCAAUUGAAGUUAUUUUGGGAUCAAUUUCUAUACUAACAUCGGAUCCAAAUAACUUAAAGACUACAUUUUCACACAACUACGGGAUCAAUGUUGACAUGUGGAGUGCGGCCUGUAUAAUUGCGGAAAUGAUUACAGGAAGACCACUGUUUCAUGGUAACUCGGAUUUCCAAGUAUUAUCCAGAAUCGUAACAAUCCUUGGCAGACCAACGGAGGCAGAAUGGAAGAACUGCUCACUGUCUGAACACUAUCCAUUCAACGGAAGUCUGUACCAAUUCAAGAUUUCCAGUAAAAAGGAGAACCUAAGAGUGGCAUUGAAGGGGAGAAUGGAUGACACAGGGCUUGAUUUGCUCUUGAGUAUGCUCGAGUAUAACCCACACAAGAGGAUUUCAGCACAAGUGGCACUAUCCCACAAAUGGUUCUCAGAUAUAGAUUUCAGGAGGCUUGAUUCAACUGGAGUAGUGAACUGUAUAAUGGACUCGAUGAAAGGACUACUAGGGCCUAAAAUAGUAGAUAUACUUGAGGAUAGAUCAAGAGGCAUACUCUCCACGAGUCUGGUAUCGCAUUUUCUCCACAAAAAUGACCCAAUAAGGGACAAAAUAAUUAAAGCAAUGGAAAAUGAUUAUGCAACUGUAAAUUCCGUAAUAAAAUCAAUGGGACUUCCAGUCAUUUUACAGAACGGGGAUUCCAACACCUAA